Messenger RNA from Coregonus sp. 'balchen', 6751 nucleotides. The record is from the annotation of a GenBank genome assembly. Lineage: Eukaryota; Metazoa; Chordata; Actinopteri; Salmoniformes; Salmonidae.
GCGUUUGUUAUCAAACAUGCUAACAUUUUGUUGCUAGCUAGUCGUAAGCCAGCAGCUGUCCAAAUAUACUUCCUUCAUUGUUAUUUUAUCUUAAUUAACUAGGAAACAAUUGCAUGCGCCUACUCUUACCUGCCACGAAAAACGUUAGCUUCCCUACAGCAAUGCUGAAACUAAGUUAGUACCAUUAGCUAAGCUAUCAACAAUGCUAGCAUUUUGUACUAGCUACAAUGCUGUUGUGUAACGUUUGAAUUUGAGUGUCUGCCAGUGUCAUUGAGUAUCACUGCUUGCCUGAAUUGGACCAUCAUCUGUUGUUUGGUAAGACCUGAUCGCAUAAUUUGAAUAGUUAAGGUUUAUUGUCUAUGAACUUUGCUAGAAUGACUAGCUAACCUGGUAGCCAGUCUAAUUCAUUCUCUACCGUUUGUUGUUGAGUGACUUAUUGUAGCUAGCUGCAGUAUCUAUCUAGCUAAAGCAAAUAGCAAGCUAAACAAAAUAUUUGUUUUUGUACAUUUAGGGGUGGGUUUUGGUCAAUGUAUUUGUUCUACAAACUCACUGUGGAUGGAAACAGAAAUUGAAAAGUGUGGUUUUAAUUGAAUUAAGUACAUGCAAUCAUCAUCAUUAAUACUUUAUGUUUCCUGAUUUUAUAUUCCGGGGUCCAGACUGUUGCUUCAGCUUAUAUUUUGGCUGCCACAGAAUGCUGUCUACUGUGAGGACAUCGUUGGCUAGAAUAGCCAGUCAUGUGAAUUCAAGGUCUGUGAUUGGUUUGACACGACCUCUCUGCAGCCAUCAGACCUAUUCAACUGACCCUGCUGGUGUCAGGGUAAGAUAACUAGUGUUGCAUAUCCUGGGCUCCAAAACAAGAUUAAUGUUGGCAAUAUAGUAAAUGCAUAUGUUACAAUAAGACAGCCUACAAGACUGUUAACUGCACAGGAACAUUUUGAUCUUAUAGGUAGCUGGAGAUCAACAGUCAAUGAAAUACAGAAAGUUUUUCCUCCCUUCCACUCAAUCACAGGUGCUAUAUGAUGGAGAAUGCCCCAUAUGUGUUAAAGAGAUCCAAUUCCUGCAGUAUCUGCAGAGAAACCGACCAGGGAAAGUAGACUUUGUGGACAUCUCCCUGCAAGGCUUCGAUGAAGAGAAGUAUGGGGGGAUCAGCUAUGAGAUGGCCAUGGACGAGAUGCACGUGAUUGAUGAGAAUAACAAGGUAAACAGCUUGAGUUGGAACGACACUAAAUAUGGAUAAUCACCAUUGAGUAUGGCAAGAAUGGCUAUGUUUGUUUUUCUUUUGUUUGCUGAUCAAAAAUAUAAUUGCAAGAUAACUCAACAACAAUGUAGGGGCGUGGAUCAGAUAACCAGUCAGUAUCUGGUGUGACCACCAUUUGCCUCAUGCAGCGCGACACAUCUCCUUCGCAUAGAGUUGAUCAGGCUGUUGAUUGUGGCCUGUGGAAUGUUCUCCCACUCCUCUUCAAUGGCUGUGCGAAGUUGCUGGAUAUUGGCGGGAACUGGAACACGCUGUCGUACACGUCGAUCCAGAGCAUCCCAAACAUGCUCAAUGAGGGACAUGUCUGGCGAGUAUGCAGACCAUGGAAGAACUGGGAAAUUUUCAGCUUCCAGGAAUUGUGUACAGAUCCUUGUGACACGGGGCCGUGCAAUAUCAUGCUGAAACAUGAGGGGAUGGCAGUGGAUGAAUGGCACGACAAUGGGCCUCAGGAUCUUGUCACGGUAGCUCUCUGCAUUCAUAUUGCCAUCAAUAAAAUGCAAUUGUGUUCGUUGUACGUAGCUUAUGCCUGCCCAUACCAGAACCCCACCGCCACCAUGGGGCACUCUGUUCACAACGUUGACAUCAGCAAACCACUCGCCCACAGAACGCCAUAUACACUGUCUGCCAUCUGCCCGGUACAGUUAAAACUGGGAUUCAUCCAUGAAGAGGACACUUCUCCAGCGUGCCAGUGGCCAUCGAAGGUGAGCAUUUGCCCACUGAAGUCUGUUACGACGUCAAACUGCAGGCUUCUCCAAGCUCUGAUGCUGGUGAUGGUCAUUAGUAGCCUACCAAACUUGCUAACUGCCUGGUACUCAGUACUCUAUUGUCCCUCUAAUCCCUCUGACAUCAAUGGAAAUGUAAUUGAAAAUCUAAUCAAACACUUUAUUAGAGCCCAAGAGCUCAUAUUUUGCAACGUUUCUAUAGGAUAUGCAAUUGCGUGAGAAAACAGCGUUUUGAUGGCCUCUAUUAAAAAGAGGAGGAUCCCAUCAGCUUUCUAUAGGCUUACUAUAUUUAUUUCUCAACUUUCCUAAUAUUAAGCACAUUGCUUAUCUUUACAACAGGAGUAUAGCCUACCUGGCUGGCAUGAAAAUUAACCAUGGGAAAUGCGUCCUCCAUUCGCUAUUUAAGUGCAUAGAGAACAUGUAUUUUUUUUCCUCUGCCCCUGUUUCUAGACAGAUGCAUGAUAGUGGUCCAUUCUAAAUCAAAACAAAUUUCACACAUAUAAUAUUUAGUAUACAGUGAGGGAAAAAAGUAUUUGAUCCCCUGCUGAUUUUGUACAUUUGCCCACUGACAAAGAAAUGAUCAGUCUAUAAUUUUAAUGGUAGGUUUAUUUGAACAGUGAGAGACAGGAUAACAACAACAAAAUCCAGAAAAACGCAUGUCAAAAAUGUUAUAAAUUGAUUUGCAUUUUAAUGAGGGAAAUAAGUAUUUGACCCCUCUGCAAAACAUGACUUAGUACUUGGUGGCAAAACCCUUGUUGCCAAUCACAGAGGUCAGACGUUUCUUGUAGUUGGCCACCAGGUUUGCACACAUCUCAGGAGGGAUUUUGUCCCACUCCUCUUUGCAGAUCUUCUCCAAGUCAUUAAGGUUUCGAGGCUGACGUUUGGCAACUCGAACCUUCAGCUCCCUCCACAGAUUUUCUAUGGGAUUAAGGUAUGGAGACUGGCUAGGCCACUCCAGGACCUUAAUGUGCUUCUUCUUGAGCCACUCCUUUGUUGCCUUGGCCGUGUGUUUUGGGUCAUUGUCAUGCUGGAAUACCCAUCCACGACCCAUUUUCAAUGCCCUGGCUGAGGGAAGGAGGUUCUCACCCAAGAUUUGACGGUACAUGGCCUGGUCAAUCGUCCCUUUGAUGCGGUGAAGUUGUCCUGUCCCCUUAGCAGAAAAACACCCCCAAAGCAUAAUGUUUCCACCUCCAUGUUUGACGGUGGGGAUGGUGUUCUUGGGGUCAUAGGCAGCAUUCCUCCUCCUCCAAACACGGCAAGUUGAGUUGAUGCCAAAGAGCUCGAUUUUGGUCUCAUCUGACCACAACACUUUCACCCAGUUCUCCUCUGAAUCAUUCAGAUGUUCAUUGGCAAACUUCAGACGGGCCUGUAUAUGUGUUUUCUUGAGUAGGGGGACCUUGUGGGCGCUGCAGGAUUUCAGUCAUUCACGGCGUAGUGUGUUACCAAUUGUUUUCUUGGUGACUAUGGUCCCAGCUGCCUUGAGAUCAUUGACAAGAUCCUCCCGUGUAGUUCUGGGCUGAUUCCUCACCGUUCUCAUGAUCUUACAUGGAGCCCCAGGCCGAGGGAGAUUGACAGUUAUUUUGUGUUUCUUCCAUUUGCGAAUAAUCGCACCAACUGUUGUCACCUUCUCACCAAGCUGCUUGGCAAUGGUCUUGUAGCCCAUUCCAGCCUUGUGUAGGUCUACAAUCUUCUCCCUGAAAUCCUUGGAGAGCUCUUUGGUCUUGGCCAUGGUGGAGAGUUUGGAAUCUGAUUGAUUGAUUACUUCUGUGGACAGGUGUCUUUUAUACAGGUAACAAACUGAGAUUAGGAGCACUCCCUUUAAGAGUGUGCUCCUAAUCUCAGCUCAUUACCUGUAUAAAAGACACCUGGGAGCCAGAAAUCUUUCUGAUUGAGAGGGGGUAAAAUACUUAUUUCCCUCAUUAAAAUGCAAAUCAAUUUAUAACAUUUUUGACAUGCGUUUUUCUGGAUUUUUUUGUUGUUAUUCUGUCUCUCACUGUUCAAAAAACCUACCAUUAAAAUGAUAGACUGAUCAUUUCUUUGUCAGUGGGCAAACGUACAAAAUCAGCAGGGGAUCAAAUACUUUUUUCCCUCACUGUAAAGACCAGAUUAAAUCAAGAAUAGUCUGAUGGGUGACAAUAUUAGCCUAUCACUUGUGAAUGAUAUAUUAUCACUUGUGAAUGAUGCCCAGCUUGUGUGCAAAUCAUAGUCGCACACCUCAUGUAGCCUAGGACAUAGGCCUAUAUGUUUUGAUAAGAUUUGUAUCACAACUAAAGUGGCCAAAAAACGUCUUACAUUUAAGCACAUUAAUCCGCUUUACAACAGGUGUAGCGCCUAACUGGCAUGCAUAUGCAGCGCCUGAAGAUCAUUUUCACCAUAAAAAUGCACCUUUAUAAUAAAAUAAAUACAUGCAUAAUCGCAUUUGCAGUCACUUGAGUGUUGUUUUCCCGCUAAUUGAUUGCAUUUUGGAACAUUCUCGCUUAUAGCCUACUGCCGUGUGCGCAUUGCUGCGCUUAUAAUGUUAUGAAAUAAACCAUUAGGCUAUCAACAUUUUAAGCUAAACAUUCUGAUCUGUUGCGUCAGCCUCAUUGCUUUUAAACGUUUAUUUGAUGCUAGUGGGUGUAUUAAUUUGGGAUCUAUCGCAUCUCACAACUGUCCCAGACUAUGCUUGGAAUAUUGAUUUCUCGCACAGAAUGGAAUAGGUCAACUUUUGUACUAUGGGGAUAUUCAGCCCAAGGGCACAACGGCCACUGGCCGCAAAAGGCAUGGAUUUUUUUAGGGGGCAUUACGGCCACAGAAAGGGGAUGCCGCCGAGAAAUUUGAGGCAUUAUCAAGUGCUUGUCAAAUUGUGAAUGAGAGACUGAUGGAGUGUGUGCAGCCUGUGCAAAAAAAACAAAGUAGAGCUCAUGCCUUUCAUGCAACUUUUUUCAAAUCAUCAUUAGAGUCGUAUCAUGCAGCCUUAGAAUGUAUUAUAAAUCAAAACAUAUAGCCCAACAUUUGUAUCACAACUAAAGUUGCAUAAAUAACUCUAAAUUAUGAAUAUAGGAGGACCUGUUUCUUUGUUAACCGCUCAACACAGAUCAAAUAAUUCGGACAAAAUAUCCUUUCUAUUUUAUUCAACUAUGUUAAGUUAAUAAUACGGAGAAAAAAAAAGGAAAAAUAAUGCCAUGGAAUUCUAAGCAAAUCUUGUCUGCUAAAUGAACUAGUGUAGCCCACAGCCAUAUGGCAUAGCCAGAUCAGGGCCUAACAUAAGGACAACGCAGAGUAUGCUAUUCUGUUAAUCUGAAAUAGACUACAUUUUCUUCAUAUCAUGCUUCUUUAGACCUGUCUAAAAUAAAUAAUGGAUUUAUUGUGAUGGUGUAGGCUAUAUUAAAUGGAUUUAUUAGACUUUUUUAAAUGUAGAUGUUCCAAAAUCUGCAUCAGUGGCUUGUUAGCUAUGCGUGGAAGCCAGGAGAGAUGCUAAAUGUGUUUAUGUUAAUUAACGGUCAAUUGCUAUGAGACCAGCAUUUAUUUGCUUGACAAUCACCAGCUGACAAUUUCAUGACCUCCACAGCCCUAGUUGUGCCAACCCACAGUUUCAUCAGCUGUCCGGGUGGCUGGUCUCAGACGAUCCCGCAGGUGAAUAAACCGGAUGUGGAGGUCUUCGGUCUGUGGUUGUGAGGCCGAUUGGACAUACCACCAAAUUCUCUAAAACGACGUUGGAGGCGGCUUAUGGUAGAGAAAUGAACAUUCAAUUCUGUGGCAACAGCUCUGGUGGACAUUCUUGCAGUCAGAAUGCCAAUUGCACUUUCCCUCAACUUGAGACAUCUGUGGCAUUGUGUUGUGUGACAAAACUGCACAUUUUAGAGUGGCCUAUAUUGUCCCCAGCACAAAGUACACUUGUGUAAUGAUCAUGCUGUUUAAUCAACUUCUUGAUAUGCCACACCUGUCAGGUGGAUGGAUUAUCUUGGCAAAGGAGAAAUGCACAUUUCUGGGAUCUUUUAUUUCACCUCAUGAAAAAUGGGACCAACUCUUUAUAUGUUGCGUUUAUAUUUUUGUUCAGUAUAGUUAGUUACACCCACAGUAUGUAUCUCUUCUUUCACUGACUCUACCACUUCCUUUCCUCUCAUCUCCCUCCAGGUUCACCGUGGUGUUCCAGCCUUUACAGUCAUGUACAGUGCAGUUGGUUUAGGCUGGCUGGGCCGCUUCAUGUCAUGGCCUCUCGUUAGACCAGUCAUGGACAAAGCUUAUGCAAUCUUUGCUAAAAACCGCCUGAAAUGGACCGGACGAGAAGACUGUACUACAGGACGCUGUGUGAAGAAAGAACCUUGACCAUGGAGGGAGUUGAAGAACUUACCCAUAAACAGAGGAGACAGCACCUCAUUACAGGUGUGGCACCUCUUCACAGUCAAUAUAAACUUUAUUUCCUCUUUAUAUCAGGUGCACUUGGGCACUGAGUUCCACCACUGACUGGAACUUAACAAAAGAGCUUGCACUCCAUUUGCUGGAACACAUGCAGGAAAUGUACACUAUAUAAAUGCCCUUCUAGCCUCAUCUCUUUUUGCCAAACAGACAUUCUUUCCAUCUGAAAUCUUGUGGCGUAACUACUUAAAGCUACCACUAGAUGGAAUCUUUAUCUUAGACAAGGUUAUUGAAUAGGUCCAAGUCAAUGAUUUAUAUAUAUACACAUCAUUGGUCCCAGUACAUUAAAAUGUAUUGUUUGUAAUUCACCCAUGAAUAAAUUAUUUGAUAUGAUCAUCAACCAUUUUCAAGUUGGCAUGUUGUUUCAUUAGGUUGC